AUGGCGAGCGCAGAUAGUGAUCUUCAUACAGAAGAGGUUGCAGAAAACAAGAGAAACAACGGGCAGCUAAAAGGUCGCAAAGUCUCAUGGGCGAAGUUAUACCGUGUGGACUCCCUCAACUUGGAAGCUGGAAAAGUGUCAAAUUCUCUGGCUGGACAUGCCUCUAAGGAUGAUUGGAAGACGAUACUGAGUUUAGCAUUUCAGUCUGUAGGAGUUAUCUACGGAGACUUAGGGACUUCCCCUCUCUAUACUAUUCAAAGUACAUUUACUGAAAAAAUUGGAGAUAAGAAUGACAUUCUGGGCGUGUUGUCCCUCAUCAUAUAUACCAUAUUCCUCGUACCUAUGACUAAGUAUGUCUUCACUGUCUUAUGGGCAAACGACAAUGGCAAUGGGGGAGCAUUUGCGUUGUAUUCCUUAAUAUGUCGACAUGCAAAAGUGAGUCUCAUCCCAAACCAGGAGCCAGAGGAUAGAGAGCUUUCCCGCUACGGUCUGGACAUACCAUCAAAUCAAUUUAGAAGGGCUCAGAAUAUCAAACAUAAGUUGGAAAACACUAAAUUUGCAAGAUUGUUUCUUGUCUUCCUUGCGAUCCUUGGAACAUCGAUGGUCAUUGGCGAUGGAAUUAUCACUCCUUCCAUCUCAGUAUAUAAGAUAAAUCAUUAUUUAAUCUGGUGUGUUUCAUGUGCAGUUCUCUCUGCCGUAAGUGGGAUCAAGCCUCUAGGCCAAGAAGCGAUUGUGGGUGUUUCCGUUGCAAUACUGGUAGCCCUCUUCUGUUUUCAACGUUUUGGUACAGACAAAGUGGGAUACUCAUUUGCUCCAGCCAUAUGCAUUUGGUUUUGUUUAAUAAGUGGUACCGGUAUGUACAACUUGUUCAAGCAUGAUGUGAGUGUCUUACGUGCCUUUAAUCCCAAAUACAUUUUUAACUACUUCAAAAGAAAUGGUAAAAAAGGAUGGCUUUCUCUUGGUGGAGUUAUCCUCUGCAUUACAGGAUCCGAAGCUAUGUUUGCUGAUUUGGGUCACUUUAGUGUGCGGUCUGUUCAAAUAAGCUUCAGUUGCUUAGUAUUUCCAUCUAUCCUCUCUGCUUAUAUUGGGCAAGCUGCUUACCUUACAAAAUUCCCAGAAAAUGUGGGGAAUGCUUUUUAUGCCUCUGUUCCAGGCAAGUCUCCUAUAUAUAUGUGGCAAAUUUGUUAACUUUUUCCAUAUUCGUUAUAUAGAUAUUGAGGCCUUUUGGGUUAAAGCCCAAUGGGAAAACACUGUGAGGCACCAAAGAUCGGACCAAAGUGGACAAUAUUUUGGCAGUUGAGCCUGGGUCGUGAAAGAUAAACUAAUCAUAAAAUUAUUUACUUUAUAAAUACCAUGCAUAAUAUUGAUUUUGUUGGUGUUGCUUACAGAUCCACUUUACUGGCCAACAUUUGUAGUGGCUGUUGUUGCGGCCAUUAUUGCAAGUCAAGCAAUGAUAUCUGGAGCUUUUUCUAUUGUGGCUCAGGCCCAAAGUCUAGGUUGUUUCCCAAGGGUGAAGGUAAUUCACACAUCUGCAAAGCACGAGGGUCAGGUUUACAUUCCCGAGUUGAAUUACUUCCUCAUGGUUGCAUGUGUUGUAGUUACUCUCAGCUUCAAAACCACA
Nicotiana tabacum (common tobacco) is the source of this 1621-nucleotide messenger RNA. Lineage: Eukaryota; Viridiplantae; Streptophyta; Magnoliopsida; Solanales; Solanaceae. The record is from RefSeq and is a predicted model, not a curated record.